AUGAUCGGCGCAAUAUUGGGCUUUGGUUCUGGUGGCCCAGGUCUUGGCAGCCCUGAAAGCCGGGCUGGGGCAGGCAGGGUUGCACAACCCGUCGAGGCGUUGGUGGUGAUGGGUGACAAGAGGCAUCUCGUCUACAAGUACACGUACCAGAACACUCGCCACUGGUCGACAGAGCGUCGCGUUACACCCACAAUGGGCACCAUGGCUCUCCACCAAUACCUACAGGCCGAGUCCAAGAGAUGGGAGGCUCAGCAGCGCCUCAGCAACCCGUACUACAAGGCUCAAUUGGAGGACAGCUCUUCAACAACAUCAACCUCGGAAGCAGACAUGGACGACUCUCGGUCGGUGUUCUCCCGGCCAGCACUUUCUCGCUGCUCCUCGGCCACGAGCGUAGCUUCUGAAGACCUCGACGACGGGCUCCACAUCUUGCCUCAGCCCAUGCUCGCUGCGGCCGGCCUCCAAGGCAUCACUGUCUAUGCUUCUCUGGAAGACGCCGUUGCACAGAGCAAUGCCACGUUGGCUCUGCAACGAGCUGCAGAGCAGCAGGGCAGAGACAUCGUGGUGCGACGUCUGGUCACGCCUGGCAAGCUCUACGAGAAUGAGGAAGACGACGACGAAAUCAUAGAGUACGACGACGAUGACGAGGAGGCCGCGCUCGCAGAAGGCUUUGCGACUGGCUGA
This is a messenger RNA of Microdochium trichocladiopsis, 681 nucleotides long. RefSeq lists its product as uncharacterized. The coding region runs from base 1 to 681 and encodes 226 amino acids. The record is from RefSeq and is a predicted model, not a curated record. NCBI's taxonomy places the organism in Eukaryota, Fungi, Ascomycota, Sordariomycetes, Xylariales, Microdochiaceae. The transcript is spliced from 2 exons.